AUGAGAGGGGCCAGGGCGUCGGGUUCGGGGCCAAUUGUAGCUGGUCACAAAGUGUCCGGAAGGGUGGCCGGCAAGAGAAACUGCCGUCAGGGAACAACCGUCGGCGGUGGUGAGUUCCGAGAGGGUGGUGACUUGGAGGUAUUGGCGGCACCAGUUGAGCCACAGCAAGUCCUCUUGGCCGACCAAGGCAUCAAUGAAGAUGUCCAUCAAGAGACGAUCGUUGGCACAGUGGAGGCACAAGGGAG
Cylindrotheca closterium is the source of this 245-nucleotide messenger RNA. Lineage: Eukaryota; Bacillariophyta; Bacillariophyceae; Bacillariales; Bacillariaceae. The record is from the annotation of a GenBank genome assembly.